Messenger RNA from Sinocyclocheilus anshuiensis, 630 nucleotides. RefSeq names its product guanine nucleotide exchange factor MSS4-like. Gene Ontology annotation, molecular function: zinc ion binding; guanyl-nucleotide exchange factor activity. Gene Ontology annotation, biological process: post-Golgi vesicle-mediated transport; small GTPase-mediated signal transduction. Bases 117 to 515 code for a protein of 132 amino acids. The record is from RefSeq and is a predicted model, not a curated record. Gene Ontology annotation, cellular component: membrane; cytosol. Lineage: Eukaryota; Metazoa; Chordata; Actinopteri; Cypriniformes; Cyprinidae. The transcript has 3 exons.
CCUAAGAUGCCAUAUUUGUACUCAACAUUUCUAAGACUGUAUUUGGAUAAUACAUCUGUCUUAAGAUCAGUUUUCCUCAUGGUCUGACUCGAGUUUGAACAAAGUUGCUUACUAACAUGGAUGACAGCAAACAGACCUGCUCUACCGAGAGAUCUGUAGACCCCUCUCUCGUUUCAGAAGAUGGAAAAAAUGUGAAAGCAGUGUUGUGCCAGAGAUGUGGCUCCAACGUGCUCUGCCCAGGCAUGGCACUGUUUGCAGAAAAGGAGCUGUUUCUGCCUGUAAUGAGAAAGAAAACCUCCAUUGGUCAGUCAGACGGGACGUUUGAUGGGGACACAUUGACCGCUCACUGGCUGGUUGAUGACAUGUACACAUUUGAGAAUGUGGGCUUUACAAAAGAUGUAGGUAAAGUGAAGUACCUUAUUUGUGCGGAUUGUGAGAUCGGACCCAUUGGUUGGCAUUGCCUGGAUGACAAGAAGAGCUUCUAUGUGGCAUUGGACAGGGUGAACCACGAAUAAAGCACGUACUGAAGUCACUGUUUGGAAAAUUCUAUGGUAUUCGACUACAUAACACAAAUGGCUUUCAUAUUUUGUUCUUUUGGCAGAGUUCAGAUAAAUGCGGUUGGUUUUUGUA